Molecule: messenger RNA, 301 nt
Organism: Staurois parvus
Lineage: Eukaryota; Metazoa; Chordata; Amphibia; Anura; Ranidae
Source: the annotation of a GenBank genome assembly
UUAUAAUGGGACUGCGAUGGGCAUUUUGACACUGGGGGGAACUGACAUGGAGUCACUGACAUCCCCAGUGACACCAAUACAGAGAUCAGUGCUAAAACAAAAGCACUGACACUGUUCUAAUGGCACUGGGCAGGAAGGGGUUAACAUGAGGGGUGAUCAAAGGGUUAACUGUGUGCUGGGAAUGUUUUACUGGGGGGGGGGUGGUGUGUUGGCGCUUCACUGUAAGCACACUGCUUUGAAUGGCUGUGCUGUGGACAGCCAUCCAGAGCAGUGUGUCCGAGCCGACAGGGAGGAGGACUGU